Molecule: messenger RNA, 1076 nt
Organism: Melospiza georgiana
Lineage: Eukaryota; Metazoa; Chordata; Aves; Passeriformes; Passerellidae
Gene: PHYHIP
Product: phytanoyl-CoA 2-hydroxylase interacting protein
Exons: 4
Coding region: 1-993 (330 amino acids)
Cellular component (GO): cytoplasm
Molecular function (GO): protein binding
Source: RefSeq, a predicted model, not a curated record
AUGGAGCUGCUGUCCACCCCCAAAAACAUCGAGAUCAACAACAUCACCUGCGAUUCCUUCCGCAUCUCCUGGGCCAUGGAGAAGGGGGACCUGGAGAGGGUCACCCACUACUUCAUCGACCUCAACAAGAAGGAGAACAAGAAUUCCAACAAGUUCAAGCACCGGGAUGUCCCCACCAAGCUGGUGGCCAAGGCGGUGCCGCUGCCCAUGACGGUGCGGGGCCACUGGUUCCUGAGCCCCCGCACCGAGUACAGCGUGGCCGUGCAGACGGCGGUCAAGCAGAGCGACGGCGAGUACCUGGUGUCCGGCUGGAGCGAGACCGUGGAGUUCUGCACCGGGGACUACGCCAAGGAGCACCUAGCCCAGCUGCAGGAGAAAGCGGAGCUGAUCGCCGGCCGCAUGCUGCGCUUCUCCGUCUUCUACCGCAACCAGCACAAGGAGUAUUUCCAGCACGUCAGGAUGCACUGCGGGAACGUGAUGAAGCCGUCGCUGAAGGACAACAGCGGGAGCCACGGCUCGCCCACCAGCGGGAUGCUGCACGGCAUCUUCUUCAGCUGCAACACCGAGUUCAACACCGGGCAGCCCCCGCAGGACUCGCCCUACGGCCGGUACCGCUUCCAAAUCCCGGCGCAGCGCCUCUUCAACCCCAACACCAACCUCUACUUCGCGGACUUCUACUGCAUGUACACCGCCUACCACUACGUCGUGCUGGUCCUGGCGCCCAAGGGCUCCUCGGGGGAUCUCUUCUGCCGGGAGCGCCUUCCCCAGCUGGACAUUUCCUCCAACAAGUUCCUGACGUGCUGCGUGGAGGAGGGCGAGCUGGUGUACCGCCACGCCCAGGACAGCAUCCUGGAGGUCAUUUACACGGAGCCGGUGGACCUGAGCCUCGGCGUGCUGGGGGAGAUCAGCGGCCACCAGCUCAUGAGCCUCUCCACCGCCAACGCCAAAAAGGACCCCAGCUGCAAGACGUGCAACAUCAGCGUGGGGCGUUAGGCGGCCCAGGCGGGCAGGGCCGGGCAGGGCGACGGGCGCUGCCCGCGGGGGCUUCUCCCACGGACGCCGGUGGGUGGAGGACA